AAACCCAGACAGACACCAACGAAAACAGCCGCCAAAGUUGCCAAAAGGACACCAGGUCAAUGUUGUCUGUUUCAUUUAUUGCAUAUUGAAUAAUGAAUUGUAUAGUGGUAUAUAUUAAAAAGUACUGUAUAUUUGAUAAUAACAUUUGGUGGUGUACAUUGGACAGUAUUCUUUAUUACCUAAUGCUAUAUAGUGGUGGAUGUUGGACCACAUUGUAUCUAAAUAAUGUAUAUUGCAUAGCGCACAUAUUGAACCAUAUUGGAGAAGGUGUAUAGUUAGACAAAAAUCACAGCAGUUUCUCGAAUCCAAAGGCAGACAAACAGGAGGCUGGAAGAACACAGCAGACCAGGCAGCAUCUGGAGGAAAAGAGCAGGCAAUGUUUCAGGUAUUACCCUUCUUCAGGACUUUUGUUUCAUAGUAUGGUCGAGGAGCUGAAGGGCUGAAGAGGUCACAGCAGCGGGGCUCACUGAGCUCACGUCUGAGGGAAGCAGAGAACUUCUUCAAAGUGGGCAUCCUUUGAAGAGACUUCACAGUGGUAAAACUUGGUUAGAGACAAAAAAAAUCUGCAGAUUCUGGAAUCGAAGGCAGACAGAUAGGAGGCUGGAAGAACAUUACGCCGGGUGGUAUCUGGAAGAAAGGAACAGUCAACGUUUCAAGGUGUAUUGUGGUGAAAUGCUGUGGUUUGUAUUUGGCUUGCAGAGGGGGAUGGGCGCAUUAACAAGCGGGCUGCCGGCGCCUGCGCACUGCCCGCUCCCUGUAUCGCGCUAAGAUGGCGGCGUCCUCCCUGGAGCAGAAGCUGUCGCGCCUAGAAGCCAAGCUAAAACAGGAGAACCGGGAAGCGCGGCGACGUAUCGACCUGUCACUCGACAUGAGCUCGCCUUCCAGCCCGAGGAGACCCAGACCCAUUAUAGUGAUCACUCUAAGCCCUGCUCCUGCCCCAUCCCAACGAGCAGCUCUUCAGCUUCCUUUAGCAAAUGAUGCUGGUAGCCGAUCAUCCUCAUCAGAAACCUCACCACAGCAUCACCCACCCCCAUCGCGCCCUAGGCACAUGCUCAGCCUCCCUCAGCCUCAGUACCUGCUGCAGAAGAGCAUGGAGAGUAUAGAGAUUGAGCAAAAGCUGCAGGAGAUUAUGAAACAGACUGGGUAUCUGACGAUAGGCGGACAGAGAUAUCAAGCUGAAAUCAGUGACCUGGAAAACUUGGGCGAGAUUGGCAGUGGCACAUGUGGGCAGGUCUGGAAAAUGAGGUUCAAGAAAUCAGGACACAUAAUUGCUGUGAAGCAAAUGCGUCGCUCAGGUAAUAAGGAAGAAAACAAACGGAUCCUCAUGGACUUGGAUGUGGUGCUGAAAAGUCAUGACUGCCCUUACAUUGUGCAGUGUUACGGGACCUUCAUUACCAAUACUGAUGUGUUCAUUGCCAUGGAACUGAUGGGCACUUGUGCUGAGAAGCUGAAGAAACGGAUUCAGGGGCCUAUUCCAGAAAGGAUUCUUGGCAAAAUGACAGUCGCAAUUGUCAAAGCUCUCUUCUACCUGAAGGAAAAGCAUGGUGUCAUUCACAGAGAUGUCAAACCCUCAAAUAUUCUCCUGGAUGAGCGGGGUCAAAUCAAACUCUGUGACUUUGGGAUUAGUGGAAGACUGGUAGACUCCAAAGCGAAGACGAGGAGCGCUGGAUGCGCAGCGUAUAUGGCGGAACACAAUUUCAUUAAACGUUAUGAGACAUUAGAAGUGGACGUGGCUUCGUGGUUUAAAGAAGUCAUGGCAAAGACUGAAUCCCCACGAACAAGCAGCAUCCUCAGCCAGCAGCACCUCCCCAUCUUCUCCAGGUAGCCAGCAGAGCAGCAAAUGGACAUGCAGGGGACAGGAGAGGGAAUUGGAAUCGGCAAGUCACCGCCAGCACCCAUGCCAUCAAGUCAAGGCUCCUGAGACCAAGGAAUUGUACUUAGCCUAUCUAUGGUCUUUCUGUCUAGUGUUGUGAUCUUUUCAAUUGACUGAGGAGUGUGGGCUGUUGUGCUUUGAAGAGCAAAUAAGGAAAGGUGUCACGUGCCACAUCUUGAACUGAGGUUUUGUCUCAUUGCUACUGUGAAAAGCUGACAUGCUGCCGUUAACUUCUGCCCUUCCCCUUUAACCUCUCCUCACAGAAUACAUGGUCAUUGCACGCUGCAGAGGAAUUGCAACUUUAUAUAGUGUUUAAAUAUUACCGGGUUAUGCACUGUGAUCAAGGAAAGCAAAGGAUUUUACCUAAUUUAUUAAAUCUGAAAGUUGAAAGUGUAGCUGAUGUGAACUCUCGAUGUAUUAGUGUGCAGGCACCUGUGUUAUUAUGAUAGUUUAGUGUGUUUCAAACGCAUGAGAAACUGCUGCUUAAUUUUAUUUCAAACAAUGACAAGGGUUCAUAUCUGAGAGGCUUGCAGAAUUGCUCUUCGCAGUGAAAGUCUGCCAGAAUAUACCAAACCAUUUUGCUUGGGUAUUUUUUUUCUUCUUGUUUGUUUUGAUGCAGUGUGAGAUGAUGCACGCCCGAUGCCAAUACUGGGGUUCACCAAUACUGGGUGAUAAAUGUCAGACUAUGAAACAUUUCGGAAACAGCAUCCAUGGGCAACUGAAGAGAUUGGGUAAACUGUCAGCGCUGCUGCAGUCUCAAAUCGCAUGUGUGCUGGCAAUUUAUAUAUUUUUUUCAGACUCUGCAUAGUUAUUGCUGUACGUACGGGUGCCAGUGUAAUUUGGGUAUUAUGCCAGUGACGCAGUUGCCACUGGUUUUCCUCAUGGUUGAUAAAUGCAACCCAUUGUCAAGCUUAAUUGGUGAUUUGUUUUUUAAACCUGGGAGCAAAUGGGGGAAUGAUUGUGAAUCCUGACAAACCUCUGUGAUUUCUCUGCACUUGCCUCUAAUAUAUUCACUGCCAGGAUGCACUACAGCUGAUUAUUUCAGUUUCCUUUUGGUUCCUAACUAUUACAGUUGUAUAGAACUUUUUAGUUAGGCCACAUUUGGAAUAUUGUGUACAGUUCUGGUCGCCACUCUACAAGAAGGAUGUGGGGGGCAUUGGAGAGAGUACAGAAAUGGGGUGUUGUCUGGUUUGGAGAGUAUUAGCUAUGAGGAGAGAUUGAACAAACUUGGCUUGUGUUCACUUGAACGUUGAAGGAUGAGGAACAACCUAAUGGAAGUUUAGAAAACUAUGAGAGGCAUGCAGGGAAUGGAUACUUGGAGUCUCUUUCCCAGGGAAGAAAUGUCAAUUUUUAGGGGGCAUAGUUUUAAGUUAAAAGGGGGUAAGUUUCAAGGAGAUGAGAGAGGCAGGCUUUUUUACACGGGAUGUUAAGUGCCUGGAAUGCAUUGCCAGAGGUGGUGAUGGAGGCAGUUACAAUAGCAACGCUUAAGAGGCAUCUGACAAAUAUAUGAAUAGGCAGGGAAUAGACGGAUAUGGACCACAUAGAGACAAAAGGUUUUUAGUUUAGAAAGACAUGUGUCAGUGCAGUCUUGGUAGGCCGAAGGCCUGUAUCUUCUGUCUUUGUUUUUGACACCAGCUUAGGUGGUGGUUUGCUGUUUGAAAAGUUGCAGCUGUCAAUGAAAAGCUUUACAAAGCUGUCAGACCAGGUCCUGUCAGCAGCCUUCUAUUUGUUGCCUGGUUUGGUUAGAAACCCCUGUAGGCUAAUGAGCUGUCAUCUCAUUUUUAAUUUUCUUCAGUCAGUUUUGAAACAAGCUGAAACACAAGUUGGCGUAUGGCAAUAAGGGUUUGUGCUUAUCUCACACAGUUUAUAUCUGGGAUUGGUCUGUUCCUUUGAGGUCUAAUACAGGGAGAAUAAAGCAUACUACACAGUUGAAUUCAGCUAGCAUUGUUAUUGUGUUUUGCGACUUCGAUAUUCUGGCAUUAAAUUGCCUGUUCCUUGGGCCAUUCUGGCACAUUGAAAUCAAGUUAUGAUACUGAAGUACUGAUUAUGAACUAGUUUCAGUUGGUUGCAAUAUCAAACCAAUUAAAUCACUUAUCUUAAUCUUUAACAUUGAAAUUGUCCAAAUUGCAAGUUGUGACUUUGAAGAUUUAUGUAAAAUCAUGUCAGUUGGGUUUUUUUUUAUUAUUUCGCUCUGACUUUAUCCUUUCCCAAAAUGGCCUUGACACAUCAGGAUUAAAUCGUGGAGCUGGCCUGAGCACCCAAGAUUUCCCAGUCACAUUUGUGCUGGGCUAGUAUUCCCAGUGCAAUCCUAUAGAAUAUUUCUAUUAAUUAAAUUGACCCAGCAUUAUCAGUUCUGAAUCAGUCUGUAUUGUACACUGGUUCAUUGUGAACAGAGCCACACUGUAUUAACAUUCAGUCCCCGGCACACUUUUGUGGCAUUUUCAGGUCCAAUCUUUAGUCUGCUUUUGAGCAAGUAGGUUGCUUCACCAAAUAAUAUGAUAAUUUUUGUUUAUGUGCAAAUAUUUUAGGAGAAGAAAAUUAAAGACUAUAACAUUGGAACAAUGUCUGCUUACCCCGGUGCCUUGUAACUGGAACAUGUAAUUCCUCUUUCAACACCCAGCCCCCUCCCUUCACCGUACCUAGAUUUGGGGAAGCUGAAAAGUUGAACUUCAAUUUCAUCCUGACUGUAAUUUGGACGAGCAAGAACCUGUGUAUUUCAUUUAUUGAUGGGAGUUAGUGUUUGUUGGGGUUGUGGAUUUGGUUAGGCCACAGAAAGAGGGCUGAGGGAAAGCAGUAAAUAACAGAGAGAACAGGACAUGAAUUUGAAUGGGUUGUUCAAAUGUGAAGAGUGGUGACAGUGACUGUUUGUGAUGAUGGUAUCUUUUGGAAGUCACUAUUCUAUGGGCUACGCAAACAGCGUGUCUAUUUAUCCUCUCUCUAGAUUACCGGUAUGGGUUAUGUUGCAAAGUAGGAUGAAGAAGAGACCCUACAAAUGCUUUUACCAAAUUCAAUUUAUUCCUGGGAGCAGAUAAGAGCAAGGAAUAAAUUUAAGCAUGAUUAAGGGGUGGCACAGUGGCUCAGUGGCUAGCACUACUGCCUCACAGCACCAGAACCCGGGUCCCAUUCCAGCUUUGAGUAACUGUCUGUGUGGAGUUUGCACAUUCUCCCGGUAUCUGUGUGGGUUUCCUCCGGAUGAUCUGGUUUUCUCCCACAGUCCAAAGAUAGUGGUUUGGCCAUGCUAAGUUGCCCAUAGUGUUCAGGGAUGUACAGCCUAGUUGAAUUAGCCAUGAUAAAUGCAGGGUUAUAGGGAUAGGAUGGGGGUGGGGCAAUGUAGAUCUGGGUGGGCUGCUCUUCGGAGGGUCUUUGUGGACUUAAUGGGCUGAAUGGCCUGCUUCCGCACAGUACGGAUUCUAUGAUAUCUGCUUUUUCCUGCUGUGCUGUUUUUUGUUCUUUGCACGUUCAUAAGAAAUGCUUCUUAGGUCAACUUUCAGAUACAAUGUGUGGAGUUUACCAAACAAUGAAGUCCAUUUGGUGGUUUCAAAUAUACAGCAAAUUUAUUGGCGUGGAAACUGGAGAUCAGAUGUUAAGAAUUGAGAUUGAUUAUGGUCAGAAUACCUUAAGCAAUUGGCUAGACAGGAUAGUUGUGGGAGGGUAUUUUUCUGACUGGAGGUCUGUGUGCAUUGGUGUCCCACAAGGAUCAGUGCUGGGAUCUCUGUUUUUUGUAAUGUAUAUGAAAAUGUAGGUGAUCUGAAUAGUAAGUUUACUGGUGACACCAAAAUUGAUGGAAUUGUGGAUAGUGAAGAAGAUUAUCUAAGGAUACAGCAGGAUAUGGAUCAGUUGGAAAGUUGGACAGAGAAAUGGCAGAUCAAGUAUAAAUUGGACAUCUGUGAGAUGAUGCAUUUUGGAAGGUCAAAAGCAGAAGUCAUGUGAUGUGACCAAGCACAGAGUGAAAUGCAUUGCCUAUGCAGCUCCCAUUGCUAGCAUGUCCAACCAAUUCAUUACUUCUGCAUUAGUCUUCUGGAAUACAGGAACUUCGGAUGACACCUGUUAGCAACUUGCAUCACUGUCUCUACAAACCCUCUGAUGUGCUUUAUCCACACAGUUUGCUUUUCAUAAUUUUUUUUCCUCGCUCUGAGUUGAGAAUUCAGUCAGAAGUUGCAUAAGUGCCCUGAUGUACACCUGAGUUGUAACAAAUGACCUGUGUAACUGUGUUGGACAACUGGUACACAGAGCUCCCUCCUCCAUGAUUUGGGAUAUGCAAUUUGAUUGACAAGGCAAGCUAGGUUAUGUGGGGUAGACGGGAAAGGGAGUUGAGAUCAUGACCUUAUUGAUCAGUGGAGCAGACUAGAAGGAUCAAAUGGCCAAUUCCUGCCCCCAAUUUUGUGCUCUGACUUGUGUUGUGAUUCAAGUUUUUUAGAAACAUGAAGCCUUUAAAUGUUUCAGUGAAUGUAGGGUUAACGUUCAUACUUGUUUAUUGAACUCUGCCUGUUGAAACAGAGAAAGGACGUGAACAGUAGAGUAGAGACACAACUUUUUGGACCAACUGAUCUGUAGGUUCAAUGUAAAAGGAUAAACAUUUAGCAACUGCUGCUGUAGUUAAGCCUCUGUGUGAGAACAUGGUUAUAAUGUUGGAUUGCUCAAGUAAAGGUUCAGUUGGAUUCACACCAAGGUUAUGCAGUCUGUGUUUUCCUUUAGACCGUAAUAGUUACAAAGUGCCGCAGUUUGAAAUAUAAGGGAAAAGGUAUGUGAGAAAGUACGGGUAAGUGGGAAGGUACGAGAGCAGAGAAAAAUGUAUUGAAGAGGGUAACAAGACGAAAUGUAGUGGCAAUGUAAUUUUUAUUGAUAUUUCUGUCUUCUCUUCACAUUAACUUGCACAGGGCAGUCUUGAACUAAAAGUCUGUUUUCAAAAAUUCAGCUUCCCCCACCCACCCCACCCACCCCACUUUUGCUCCAUAAAUCCACAGUUAUAAUACAUUGGUAAGAUUUGUUUGAUAAAGGGAUGUCAGUUCAAAUGCAUAAGAGUGAUGGAAACUCAUUUGCCCAUGGAGUACACUUCAGCCACCCUUCCAUCCCCCUCUUCAGUAUCAUUGUUUAUUUUCCUGCUUCAAACCCUCCCUCAUGAAUAGGAGAUGACAGUGAAUAUUUCCAGCACGUAAAGUCUGCAGAUGAUAAGCCACUUUUUCAUUCUGCGUUAAUCCUGAGGAAGGCUCCUGUUGUUCAAGGUGUUUUGCAAUAAAUGAUCUAUGCAGGGCAACUGAAAGGAGUUUAUAAUUUAGGCCUAAUAAGAUAAGCCGUUUAAAAGAAAAACCAAAGAGAAAAUAAUUACUGAAUAGAAGCUUUGAUCUUACUGGGAGUUAUAUUGCUUUAAAAUAGCAGGUUACCUUCUAUAAAUGAUUGUAUGGGUGAAUCUGCAUCAUAUAACAUUGGUUAUUUGACUGGUGUUCUCUGCCAUUUAUAUAUAUAUAUAAAGGGAACUAUGACCAACUAGAAAAUCAGAGAAUUUUACUGUCACAGAGAUGCUGCAAAGCUUUGAUGUUGAUUUGAAAAAGUACUUUGUGUAUUAGUGCACAUAUAUGUACGCAAUGCACUUGUAUAUUUAGUGUGCAGAUGCAUGUUUAUGCACUGCAGUGCAACUUCACAGGCUAAGAAGGUAAUGCUUACAAUUUGUUUCUGACUGCUAACAUCUUACGCUGGCCUCAUGUAAUGGCGACAGCAUUGGGGAGCUGUUUGAGUGUGGAGGACGGGUUCUCAGGUGAAGCAGUCUGCUAAUGUUUCACUUUAAUUUGGAAUCUUCAGUAACGAAUGUGUUUUUCAGAGACUGCGAACCCUACCACUGCCGCCUUUCAAAUUGGUGAAGACAGAUGUGCAUGUUCAUGAUUCUGGUGGAUAUUGCAACCACAAUGUUUACAUCAAGUCUACUAUGAGGGAGUGAAACCAGGUCAUUGCAGAAUUUAGACAUUUUGUCCAUUAGAACAAAAUCAUAAUGGGGAGUAGAAAUUUGGAAGUUUUCCUGCAAAAGGCUGAACACUGAAGGUCGUUGGAACUUUCAGGACUGAAAUCAAAGGAGUUUUGUUAGGUGAGGGAUAUGGAGCAAAAACUGAACUAAGUUGCAGGUCAGUCAAAGUCUCAAUUAAAUGACAGAAUAGAGCUCAGGUGUUGAAUGGCCUCAUUUUGUUUCCCAUGUCUCUAUUUCCCUUUGCUCAGUAGUCUGUAGGAUAAAGUGGAGGGAUUCAACUUACCCCUGAAUUAGGUGGUGAAGCUCUCUAAAUUAACACUAUACUUAGGCUGUUUGGUCCUUAUUCAAAAACACUAUUUUGCCCACCUGAAGACAACAUGGAUUGGAAUGGACUGUAAUGGAGGGGUGGGGAAAGGCAGCAAAGGUGGGAAACAAGGAGAGAGGUAUUGGGCUACUCUGCUGAGAAUUCACCCCUGAAUUCAAAAAACAUGUUCUGAUAAAGCUUUUAGUCCCACAAUCUUAAAAACCACUGAGCAGUGUAAUGUGAAAUCAGAACAGUGCGGGACACAUUUCUUGCCAGUUUGACUUAGCUUUCCACAAGUUAAUGUUUUUUUAGGCCCCUUUCUGCUGGAGUGCACAUCUGUGUGAACAGUUGUUGACUGCACAGCUUGUUAGUAGACAUUUGCCUUUAUUUAACUGUGUGAGCAUAUACGCUGUCUCAAACACACACACAUGCAUGCACAUAUAGUGCCUUGAUUUAAUGUGUGUGUAGUUCUCAGAGCCAGUUUCUCCACUCCUCCCAAACACAUGCCAGUGGACUUGGUGUGCAGCCCGCAUCUAGGGGCCCCAGUACAAAGCCCAGGCGACAAUAAUAAGAAAUGAAUCAAUCAAAGUCGUUCAAUCUUUUGGUUGGUUGGAUGUCCUCAAAAACAAAAAAAAAUGCAGUUUUAUUGCAUUUUUAUUUUUUUAUGCUUUAAUUUAGAAUAAAUUUUUUAUUAUAAUCUCUGCAGUUAACUUCUGACUGCAAAGUCCACACCAUUGGCUUAUACAUUGCAUGCAUAUCACACAGAGACAGCCAAAGUGAUCAUUACAUAGAAUAGAUUGGCCAGAGAAAUAGGAUAUAGAUAUUCACAGUAUAUCGAUUGCAUGAUAGUUUUUAGGGCUUAUUAUGGUAUGUGUUAUGUUGGGAAAAGUCCAGUAUUUCUCUUGUUGCUAGUAGUGAGAUCACUGCAGGGUGUUUAGUAGGUUUUUAUGGUAUAGGCCAAUCUCAUUUUACAUGUCAGGCAGUAGAGAUAUUCAUUUGUAAAAUACCGGGUAUAAAUAAGAAUUUUUCCUUUCUGUAUUAUUGAAACUGUGUUUGUUAGACUCCAUGUUGGAAUGUCACGAUACAGUGCCAGAGUGAUCAGGCUGACUAUCGAGUUGAUUAGAUCCUAGAUUUGGGGCAAUAAAGUUUAUAUUUUCAUGGGGUUGCCCAGCCUUACUACUUUUUAAUAGAUGGAUUAGAUAAGUGCAGCAGCUUUGAUGUUGGGAGGGGUAAAGUGAACAUGCACAGUGCUGUCCAUAUUGUCCACAGUAUCACCAGGGUGCUGGCCAAUGACAGUGGAUUAGCACAGCUUAAUGCUGCACUUGGUGACCAGAAUGCUGUCUCUCACCUCAAAUGCCUUGGUUUACAUCCACUCCCUACUUCCUCGUUUUUACUCCAAACCCCAUUUCAUCAACCUUCUUGCCAAGCCCCUCAACUCUCUCUUGUCUCUCUCUCUGUCGUUUGCGCUUUCCCUCUGUCUCAAGUGAUUAUGCCUAGACAUCAUUCAAAUUGUUCUGGUUCACUCAAGACAGCAGUUGUCAUGAGGUCGCCCACAUACACAAGGUUUCUCUCACCACUAAUCUCCAGAUUUAAUGCCUACUUUACUGACCAGCAAAUACCCUGAUGUUUACUCUUGGCAAUAAUCGAUAGUCGCUGACGAUUUGGCCAGGGAAUGGGGCUGUUGGGGAGAGGAUGAACUCAUUCCCAAUGUCAUAUGUUGUAGUGGAGCCUGAUCACUGUAGCCACCUAGAGUGACAACCAGUUGUAUUCAGCACUAGCUGAAUAAAGUGAAGCUGUUACACAUGGAUGUAAACAAACUUGAAUGGUAGGAAAUUGCUUAUUAUGUGGCUCUUGCAUGAAUAAUGUUUUAUUUAAAAAAAACUUAAAAAGCUAUAAUAGAUCAUUUCUAUUUAUUUCGUGUUUCAUGUGAGUAGUACAGUGAAUGCGUGAGUGGAUUCUAUCCCAUUGUAUUUUAUGACAUUAUGUUGUGAAGAUCUCAGGACUUUGAGAAGAGCUCGUUCUGACAUUGGCUGUACAGAUUCUUCCUUUGUAAUACAGACCCCACAUGUUUUCCACUCCUUGGUUUCACGUGUGCAGAGUUUAAUUCUCCCUGAUGCCUCAGCCAGUGAGAUAUAAAACUCAUCAGAGUCUUUAGGCUUAGUUCAGCAAGGAAAGAGAUUGAAUUGCACUAGACCUCUGUGUUUCCUUGUAUCCUGUCUCCUCUUCAAAUAAAAGCAAAAUAGAGCAGAUACUGAAAAUCUAAAACAAAGACAGAGAAUGCUGGAGAAACUCAGUAGGUCUAGCAGUGUCCCUGGAAAGUGAAACCAAGUGAACGUUUUGAGUCCAGUAUGACACUUUUUCAGUUGUUAUUAAUGAUUUUCUAAAGGCAUUCUCUAUUCACCACUGCCUCCCCCACCCCAUUCCUCAUUUGAGGCCAGCAAGAAAAGGAAAAUGUCCCAAAGUGACACCUAUGGUGGGAGGAGGCUGACCUUGAGCUCAGGUAUUUGGCCUCUCCACAUUUAACUUCCCUCUAAAUUGUGACAUUGCUCAAGAAUAAAAUGAGGCAUUAAAACAGUAAAGUCCCCUCUGUGAGCAGAGCUCAGUUCCAGCUGCUAAUCUGUUUUUGCUAAACUAAGAUUAAGGAAAGAUAUUGGGUCUGUUUUUACUUCUUGGGAAUGUAUGCACAUUGAAUCUAAAAGUCAGAAUUGUGUGUUUCCGUGUUUUAUGUAUACAUUUAUUGCGUUAUAUUUUUCCUUUUGGACAUUUUGAGUUGAAAUCAUUAGCAAAGAUAGACUUGCUCUUAUGUGACACCUGGUCACAGUGUGUCACAAGGUGUGGCACCUGGUCACUGUGAGUGCUCGCUUCCAAAACAUCCUGUUGGAGUGAUCGCCUUUUGAUCAGGAAUAUAAUUAACCAUUGAGUAGCAGAGCUGUAUGUUAGAAAGCAUUUGGUUUUGAUUCAUUGUAGCUGAGGGGUAGUGGGGAAAUGCUACAAUUAUUAUCAGUGUCCCAAGGGUCAUAGUGGAUUUGGAGAGGGUGUAUGAGCACAUGGAGGGAAAAAAUGGAACUCCUCCUCCUUAUUUCUAUCCAGCACCCUAUAUUGGAUAUAUGUGUGUGUGUGUUUGGUGAAGAAAGAUGAUCAUGUUUGCAAUUAAUUGACUGCUCUAUAGACAAUCAAUGGUUAGUUUCACUGACACUUAAUCGCAUACACACAGACAAUCACAUUGGCACACAUGCACACACAUACAUUUGCACACAUGCAUGGAUAAACCGAUACCUUCAUAUUCUCUCUCUUUCAUGCAUGUGUGCGCACACUCUCUCAUUCUCUCACAAGCAGACUCACCCAAGUGGACAUAUAAUGACUCUGGCAUGAGGCUACAGGAUGUUGGGCUCCCCGGGAGUCAUACCUAUUGAGGAGGGUGGGAUAUGGUGAAAAGAUUCACAAGUAUUGUAUGAAGAAUUGGAGUUUAGGUAUUUUUAAUCAACCUAUUAAGAUGUACAUUGACCCAUCCCUAGAACAGUGAGACUUGAAGCCAGGCCAUACAGAUCAGAGGUAGGGACUUAACCACUGUGCCACAAAACCCAGAAUUAGAGUUUACCCAAUGUUCCCCACUGAGAAUAGCUGAUUAUGAUGCCAAUAACUGCCUUUUGUUUCCUUUUCUCAAAAUCCCCAAGCAAUCAGUUGUUGGAAGUUAACACCAUGUCAGACUUUAGCUGAGAACAGGAUAAGGUUAGCUGUGAUACUCUCGACAAGUUGUAAAAAAAGAGUUCUUGGCAAGUCUCUCGAAUCCCUCCACUUGAAUGGCUCUUACUCUCAGUUGAAUAUGUAUUUGUGUUGCAAAUUCUGCCCUCUCUCUCUGGCUCAAGGUAUGCCAAAUAACUUUUAUAAUUUCAUGAAACAUGUUUGACUCUCCUUCCACCUGGUUUCACGCAUCUAAACCGGACUGAAAGCCGUUAUUCCAUGGGGUAGAGAGGGAGAGCAGCAGAAAGGUUCAAGCUUAAAAUAUGUAAAAAUGAUUUUCUGUCAUUUUAUUGCAACGUUUUUACACCAAAAGACAAUUUUAAUUCUGAUGUUUAUUUUUUCAUUGUAUUUUUUUUUAAAAUAGAGCAAAACACUGUAAAACCCCAAAUAUUUGUGACGUAAUUACUUGAUGAGUUGCACACUGGUCUUUCACAUUAGAAUGGUGAAGCCCUUUGUGAAAGAAAUGGAUAGCUAGACAUGUUAAGGGAUAUUUCCCCAUGCAAUUACUUCUCUGAAUAGCCAGUGCAUAGCAGAAUAAAUUCCAUCUGUCCAAACUAAGGUGCAGCUCUCAAGCUACUGUCUGAAUAUAAUCGAUAAACACUGGUUAAAAAAUUGUUUUUGACAAAUUAACUGCUUUAAGCUAGCCACAAAUAUUUUUGGUUUUGCAGUGAUUGCUGAAAUGAGCAGAUUUCAAGCUCUUUAUCCUCUAGUUCUUGCUUGAACAUAUUCCUCAGAACAAAGGACAAAGCAUAGGCUUUGCAGAGAGAAGGUUGCAUUUGGUGUAAUACAGGAGCAGGAAAAUUAUCUGAAAAAGAAUGCUACAUGGGAAUGGUUUGAUUUGACAUUUUAAAGACUUAAUCAUUUUAGACCAGGGACUUGCAAGUGAAUCAAUUAAUUUAGCGUUAUGGACACCCAAAACGAUUGUAUUUUUAAACUCUUUCCAAUGUAAACAUCAGUAAAAAAAAAAUGUACUUUCCA
Molecule: messenger RNA, 12852 nt
Organism: Rhincodon typus (whale shark)
Lineage: Eukaryota; Metazoa; Chordata; Chondrichthyes; Orectolobiformes; Rhincodontidae
Gene: map2k7
Product: mitogen-activated protein kinase kinase 7
Exons: 9
Coding region: 770-1825 (351 amino acids)
Biological process (GO): protein phosphorylation
Molecular function (GO): ATP binding; protein kinase activity
Source: RefSeq, a predicted model, not a curated record